Molecule: messenger RNA, 1662 nt
Organism: Diospyros lotus (date-plum)
Lineage: Eukaryota; Viridiplantae; Streptophyta; Magnoliopsida; Ericales; Ebenaceae
Exons: 4
Coding region: 1-1662 (553 amino acids)
Molecular function (GO): nucleic acid binding; RNA-DNA hybrid ribonuclease activity
Source: RefSeq, a predicted model, not a curated record
AUGGGGGCUAAUCACGACCUGGAUCCUCGUGAGGUCGACUGUGACAGACCCACCGGUUCGAUGGAAGAGCUCGAAGAUAUCUCAAUCAGCGAGACAGACGAAGAAAGACACCUUAAGCUGGGAAAAAAUCUAGCCCCCGAGAGGAGGCCAAUAACCCCUGAGCAUUACACCGCUCUCAAAGAAGAAGUUGACAAGCUCUUGGCGAACAAGCUUAUUAAAGACGCCCACUACCCGGUCUGGGUGAAAAAGAAAAAUGGGAAGUGGAGGAUUUGCGUCGACUUCACCGACUUGAACAAGGCUUGCCCUAAGGACAACUUCCCUCUCCUAAGAAUCGAUCAGCUCAUGGAUGCAACAGCUAGUCACCAGCAUCUCAGUUUCAUAGAUGUCUAUUCGGGCUACAAUCAGAUCCCCAUGAACCCCACCGACCAAGAGCACGCCUCGUUCAUUACCGACCGAGGGCUUUAUUGUUAUAAGGUCAUGCCUUUUGGGUUGAAGAAUGUUGGUGCGACCUACCAAAGGCUGGUCAACAUGAUGUUUGAAGCGCUGAUCGGCAGAACCAUGGAAGUGUACGUUGACGACAUGCUCAUAAAAUUUGAGCAAGUAACAGACCAUGUUUCCGAUCUGAGGGAAAUGUUUGGAGUCCUCAAGAGCUAUCAGAUGAAACUCAAUCCACUCAAGUGUGCCUUUGGGAUAGCCUCUAGAAAAUUUCUUGGGUUUAUGGUAAAUAAUAAUGGCAUCGAAGCCAAUCCGGAUAAAAUAAAGGCUUUGCUCAACAUGAGGUUGCCUGUAAGGAAGAAGGAGUACAAACCAAGGACGAAGAUAAAGGAUCAGGCAUUGGAAAAUUUCAUAGCCGAGUUCACUAGACCGAUUGACGAAGAAGCAGAGAACUUGAAAGGGCCAUCCUGGGAAUUAUACGUCAACAGAUCAUCAAGUGAACAAGGAGCGGGAGCCGAGGUUAUGUUAAUAAGCCCCGAGGGUCACAAAAUCCUCUGCGCCCUGAGGUUCAGGUUUCUGGCCACCAAUAAUGAAUCCGAGUAUGAGGCCCUAUUAGCAGGGCUUCUCCUGGCAAAGGAAAUACGAGCUGAAUCAUUGGAGAUCUUCAGUGACUCUCAGCUGGUCGUCAAUCAAGUACGAGGAGAAUACCAGGCCAAAGAUAUAAAGAUGGUGGCAUACCUACAAAAGAACUCUCAUGCGGAUGCGCUAGCUCGCCUAGCGAUUGCCCAGGAUGCGAAAUUCUUAGGGGACAUACCUGUGGAUUUUUUAGCUACCCCAAGCACAGAACAACGAGCUGAAACGUUGGUGAUCAUGGUGUCCCAAAACUCAUGGAUGAUUCCCAUUCUAGGGUAUUUGCAAGACGGGAAAUUGCCGGAAGACAAAUUGGAAGCACAUCGGCUGCGAGCUCAAGCAGCUCGAUAUUGCAUCUAUGAUGAUAAACUGUACAAGAGGGGUUUCUCAGCCCCACUCAUGAGGUGCAUUGACGGCACCGACUGCCAGACCGUGCUAGGAGAAAUUCACGCAAGUCACUGCGGUAAUCAUGCCGUGGCACUUUCAUUGGCACAGAAGGCCCUCUGGCAAGGGUUUUAUUGGCCCACCAUAAAGCAAGAUGCCGUAGAGACAGUCAAGAGAUGCGAAAAAUGCCAAAGAUUCACCAAAAUUCUGUGA